Messenger RNA from Brachypodium distachyon (stiff brome), 2330 nucleotides. RefSeq names its product trinucleotide repeat-containing gene 18 protein. The coding region runs from base 1196 to 2200 and encodes 334 amino acids. The record is from RefSeq and is a predicted model, not a curated record. The transcript is spliced from 3 exons. Lineage: Eukaryota; Viridiplantae; Streptophyta; Magnoliopsida; Poales; Poaceae.
UCUCGCCCCUGAGGAUCAUCAAGCCAUCGUUCACAACACCUCCUUUGUUUUAGCCCACCCAUCUGCCUACCCACAGAGUAGGCCCCUACACUUCGCUUCCCUCAUCCACUAGCACUCGAGUGUCGUGGUCGAGUAGGACGUGAUCGUCGUAGGUCUUGCAGGUGCUCCGGUAGUCAGGGUCGCUAGGAAGAAGUAGAGAGGGAGGGAAGAUAGGAGUAAGAGAAGUCCGCGAGUUGCCAGUCAGUGGGCGCGGCGGAUCAAGCUUGGACGGCGGCAACAAGCUGCUGGGUGGUGGACGCUAACAGAUCUGGCUCGGGCACCCUACCCUUCACCCCCUUCUUUCAUUCACAGACGAUGAUGCAGGCACAGAGCCUCGGCUCGCCUCCACCAUCAGCAAUGGUGAGUUCACCUCGCCCACCGACCAAAACCCCAUCACCACCAGCGCCGUGGGUCCGCUGUUGCCGGUGAAAUAUCCUCCACCGUCUGCUCCAGUGAGCUCUCCCCAAGCUACUGACUUGAUCAAUGAUUGCGUAAGACAUUGUGGAUUGGCGGCUGCAGUUCUAGAGCUAAAUUCCGAUAGACUCUUGGAUUUAUCUCGGAAGAAGCAUCCACAUGUUCGGUUUGAGAUACUUUUGAGCCACUGUGGUGUUUGUUGCCUCCCGCACACAAGAUUCGGAAAUGUUUUCUCUUGUCACGCAAACUGGGAAAAUACAAGCCAUCGACAAAUGUGCUCGCAGGACCAUGUCGUCGUACACUGUGUUAUUUGCCAUUGUACAUGUACUAGCACCAUACUUGCUCGAUGGUUCAACGAGAGGAGGACAUGCCAAUUGUUUUAACUCACACUGGGUGACAGGUCUGCGGCUAUAGACUUGAAAUCCUUAUUGUCUGAUUGUAAUAGCUAACUAUUUUUUUGCUCUAUCUAAACUUUUUUUUUGCUCUAUCUAAACUUUGUGACUGUGUACAUCUUGUUGUGUGGAAGUUGGAUGCAGCUUUUAUUUGGAUAUAUCUUCAUUAAAUUUAUUAAACUCAACUUAGACCUAUAAAUACACAUCAGCAUGGAGACGAGCACAGCAGAAAUCACGUACCAUCCCUCUUCUCCAUCUCCCUCACCAAGAAAGAAACCCGUACGGAAAAGCAAAACGAGGCCGUCUCUUCCUCUGUUCCUCCAAUCCAAGAGAAAAGCGAGAAGCCAGCAAUGGCAAGCCAAGAAGAAGAAACCACGCCGCGGUGCCGGCCGGGCGGUGGAGACGACGCCGACGCGGAGGUGAAGCCCGAGGACUUCGAGUUCUGCAUACUCGCUCCCGGCGGGCUUGUCGAGGACGCGGCCGGGGUCGACAUGUGCGUCGCGGGAGAAGUUUUCUCGGGCGGCAAGCUCGUCCCCUUCCGCCUUUCCUCGGCAACCUCCGCCGACGCGCUCCUGCUGCUCCGGUCGGACUCGCUGGACAGCAGCAGCACCGCGACGGCGGCGUCCACGAGCGACUUCAGCUCGAGCUCUGACAGCGGCAGCGCGAGCUUCAGCAGCAGCAGCAUCGGAUUGAGCCGAAGCGCCUCGUUGAAGAGCUCUUCUUCCUCCUCCGACUCCGCCCCCGUGGGCCUUAGCCACUCGACGGCCCAGAACGGUCCAGCCUGCGCGCCGCCGGGGCGGUCGCUCGCAAGCAGCAGCUGGUUCUACGCUCACCCGAGCCCCUCGCCGCGCCCGCCCCCGCCGCCGCGCCGGAGUCGGACCGGGGGCUCGGCCGUGUCCGCCGCGCGCCGCCGCAGCACUGGGUCGGCGCCGCCCCCGGCCGCCGCGUGGAGCGUGAUACGCCUGGGCGUGGUGGGCGCCCCAGGGCUGGUCUAUCCUCCCCCGCACGGCGCCGAGGCGAGGAAAGUGGCAAGAUCGAGAGGCGGGGUUAUUAGCCGGAGCGCGAGGUUCGAUCAGCCGAUGCCCGCCGGGAAUAAGGAGCAGCCGUUGGCCGCGGAUAAGAAGAAGAAGCCCGUGUUUGGGUGGUGGGGAGCCGGCCUGGCGUGCUCCUGCUCGGCUGACGAUGUCGCGCCGCGGCUGGCGGCGGCGAGGCGGCGGCAGAGGAGGAAGGCAGAACAGACGAAGAAAGGAGGAGAGGUGGACAGCGGACACGGAGCAGUACUAGGAUCGUCGAGUGGCCGGAGAAGUUCUUCUCAGUUGCCAAAUGCCAAGUCGAAGAAUAGCGUCAAGAGAUAAUUCACAUUGUUAAUUUCCCGUGGUUAGACUGACCAAGAAUUAAGGAGAAUAUUUAUAUCUCUAUUUUUUUUGACAGCAAGAAUCUUUAUACCUCAAUAGAGGAAUACAGAUUUCUAAUUUUUCACUCUUU